Molecule: messenger RNA, 5298 nt
Organism: Physeter macrocephalus (sperm whale)
Lineage: Eukaryota; Metazoa; Chordata; Mammalia; Artiodactyla; Physeteridae
Gene: PAN3
Product: poly(A) specific ribonuclease subunit PAN3
Exons: 21
Coding region: 1226-3487 (753 amino acids)
Biological process (GO): mRNA processing; nuclear-transcribed mRNA poly(A) tail shortening; protein phosphorylation
Cellular component (GO): PAN complex; P-body
Molecular function (GO): protein kinase activity; ATP binding; poly(A) binding
Source: RefSeq, a predicted model, not a curated record
CGUUCUUCUGUGACCUCUUCUGUUUGCCACAAUUCCUCAAAUUCUGCCAACAAACACCCCCCUUCCAACUGCCUUUUGAGAAAACCUUUCGCAGAGGAGAAAAACUAAAACGUUAAAGUUAUUUUUCCUUCAUAGCAACUCCUUAAAAUUCCUGAAAACUUAAAAAAAAAAAAAUACAGCGGAGCAUAACAUCAGCGAUCGGUGAGGGAAAAAAACUAUCUUUUAAAAAUGAAUUUCGAGUCAAGACUAGGCCGAUUGGAGAAAAGAAACCCAGCGCGGUUUUAAGGGAAACCUUCUGGUGCUGCCUAGGCAGCGGUGUCCCCAGGUGGCAUCUCAUUGUUCAUAAUAUUUUACUGAAGGCUUUCAGUAAUAUAAAUAGAGAAAACAGGUGCUGCACUCAGCUGGGGGUUUGCCUAAAUCAACCUUCUCAGGUUCGAUUUUUGGAAUAAAAGGCCCAGGAGUUUUUAGGCAAUCAGUCCUGUAGCUCUCAUCACCCUCAGCGGGAAGGAAAAAGAGAAGGGAGGGGAAAAAGCGAGGGUGCGGAACCGUGGCGAACAGACGGAGCUACUCUCCCAGCAGAGCAAGGGCUUGGCCUCCGGCCCCAGGUGCGGCCCCUCAAAAUGACAAUCACAUUCUGUAAAUUUCGUCGUUUCAAUAAAAAAACGACGCCUGGCUUUAUAAGUAAGAGGAUAUACGAAAAAGGGAAGGCAUUCGCCUCGUGAGAACUCCCCCAGCCGGCUCGGCGUCGGGGAGCACCGCCGCGGUCCGCCCGUCCAACCGCCGACGGCUCGCGGAUGCCCAGGGGGCCCGACGCCAGGCCAGGCUUGCCCUCGCGCUCCCGCUACCCACAAGCCCCUGCGCCUCGACGCGCAGGCGCACCGGCGACGGCCGUCUCAGGAAGAGGAAAAUGGAAUAAACAACUCGGAGGAACCAGAGCGCGAGAGAGCGAGUGGAGGCAGAAUUUAAAAAUAAACUGGCCCCUCCGCCCUCCCCGCCCGUUCGCCGCCGCCGCUCCCCCUCCCCGAGCCCGCGCCCUCGAAGUCCCCGUCCGGGCCCGCGCGCCCACCCCGUCGUCCCGCGCGGCCCCUUUAAGAAAAGAGAACGAGAGAUUCCUGGACUAGAUGGAGGUGCUUUAACUGAUACCAGCCUCACAGAUUCAUAUUUCAGCACCAGCUUUAUUGGAGUUAAUGGAUUUGGAAGCCCUGUAGAAACAAAGUAUCCCUUGAUGCAGAGAAUGACUAAUAGUAGCAGCUCCCCAAGCCUUCUAAAUGACAGUGCCAAGCCAUAUGCAGGCCAUGAUCCUCUAACUUCACCUGCUUCAUCCUUGUUUAAUGACUUUGGUGCCCUCAACAUCUCUCAGAGAAGAAAGCCAAGGAAGUAUCGCCUGGGGAUGCUGGAGGAGAGGCUAGUUCCGAUGGGAUCAAAGGCACGAAAAGCAAAGAACCCUAUUGGCUGCCUUGCUGACAGGUGUAAAUCAGGAGUACCCAUCAAUAUGGUUUGGUGGAACAGAAUCACAGAAAACAAUUUACAGACACCAAAUCCUACUGCAAGCGAGUUUAUUCCCAAAGGAGGAUCAACCUCCAGGCUCAGUAACGCGUCCCAGGCACAUACGUCUGCCUUCUCUCAAGUGUUCUCUCACCCAUCCAUGGGGACUCCUGCUGCUGCUGCUGGAUUAGCCCCAGGAAUGUCAUUGUCUGCUGGGUCUUCUCCUCUUCACUCCCCCAAGAUCACUCCGCAUACUUCUCCUGCUCCCAGAAGAAGAAGCCACACUCCAAAUCCAGCAAGUUACAUGGCGCCUUCUACUGCCUCCACACCUGUCACUAAUCCUGUUUCUCAGACUCCUUCUUCUGGUCAGGUGAUCCAAAAGGAGACUGUCGGUGGGACGACUUACUUCUAUACAGACGCAACUCCAGCCCCUUUGACUGGGAUGAGAUCUUUCAAAAGUUAUCACAGAACAGCUUGCCGAACUGAAGGUCAAAUAAUUGAGGUUUUUCCAAACUACCAUAUUUAUCCUCCAACUGCACCUCAUGUUGCUUAUAUGCAACCAAAAGCAAAUGCACCUUCCUUCUUCAUGGCUGAUGAACUCCGACAGGAGCUGAUUAACAGACAUUUGAUAACAAUGGCUCAGAUUGAUCAAGCAGAUAUGCCAGCAGUCCCUACAGAAGUUGACAGCUACCAUAGCCUGUUCCCUCUCGAACCACUGCCACCACCCAACCGGAUACAGAAAUCAAGUAAUUUUGGAUACAUUACGUCCUGCUACAAAGCUGUAAAUAGCAAAGAUGAUCUCCCUUAUUGCCUUCGGAGGAUACAUGGUUUUCGUCUUGUUAACACAAAGUGCAUGGUAUUGGUGGACAUGUGGAAGAAAAUCCAACACUCAAAUAUCGUAACCUUGCGUGAAGUGUUUACCACUAAAGCUUUUGCAGAGCCUUCUCUUGUGUUUGCAUAUGAUUUCCACGCUGGAGGAGAGACUAUGAUGAGCAGACACUUCAAUGACCCUAAUGCAGAUGCCUAUUUCACGAAGAGAAAGUGGGGUCAACACGAUGGACCAUUGCCCAGACAGCAUGCUGGAUUAUUGCCAGAAUCUCUUAUUUGGGCGUAUAUUGUCCAACUGAGUUCUGCAUUGCGUACCAUUCAUACAGCAGGUUUGGCAUGUCGAGUUAUGGACCCAACAAAGAUUCUGAUAACUGGCAAAACAAGGUUGCGAGUAAAUUGUGUUGGAGUUUUUGAUGUUUUAACAUUUGAUAACAGUCAGAAUAAUAAUCCAUUGGCAUUAAUGGCUCAAUACCAGCAAGCAGAUCUGAUAUCAUUAGGAAAAGUUGUGUUGGCUUUGGCUUGCAACUCUUUGGCAGGAAUUCAGCGAGAGAACUUACAGAAAGCCGCGGAACUGGCGACAAUCAGCUACUCCUCUGACCUGAAGAAUCUGAUUUUAUAUUUGUUGACUGACCAAAACAGGAUGCGAAGUGUAAAUGACAUCAUGCCCAUGAUUGGCGCUCGAUUUUAUACUCAGUUGGAUGCUGCUCAAAUGAGAAAUGAUGUCAUAGAGGAAGACCUUGCAAAGGAGGUUCAAAAUGGAAGACUGUUUAGGCUUCUAGCAAAAUUGGGAACAAUCAAUGAGAGGCCGGAGUUUCAGAAGGAUCCUACCUGGUCGGAGACUGGAGACCGUUAUCUGUUGAAACUCUUUAGGGAUCAUCUUUUUCAUCAGGUGACAGAAGCAGGCGCUCCUUGGAUUGACCUCAGUCAUAUCAUUUCGUGUCUUAACAAGUUAGAUGCUGGUGUGCCAGAAAAAAUAAGCCUCAUUUCCAGAGAUGAGAAGAGUGUACUUGUGGUGACUUACAGUGACUUAAAGCGAUGCUUUGAAAAUACUUUUCAAGAACUGAUUGCAGCUGCAAAUGCUUUAUUAUGGUACUUUACACUGGAUACAGAUACAGAGACACUGUUCAGAAGACGAACUAAACACAGCGGUGGUCUGGCGUCAGGAGCUUUCUGAAGGUUUACAGCCGGAAUCUGGAGGGAAAACAAUCUGCUGUGCCUUUGCAGUCACUGCUUAGCCCAAAGUAAUAGUGCUUUUGAUAAUAACUAUGUGGGAUAUUCCUGAAUAAGUCAGUCUCAAAAGUCUGGAAUUUUCCUCCUCUUAACUUUCUUAACAUUUGGACGUGCAGUUGUCGCCAAACUUGGGUAUUCAUGGAAUUUCUAGUUAAUGAAAUACCUAUACUUUGAUACUGAAGACUGCCAAAUACAUAGGAAUUUUUCUUUCAUAAAAAACAGUAACGAAGACUCUAUCUCCUUUCCCAGCACUGAAUGUUUUACUAGCACUGGGUGCUCAUCAUGCAACUAUGAAGAAAAUGUGGAAACUCAAAAGGUCAGGAAAGACUUCCAAGCACUUGCAACUGAUGUUACAGUCUUCAAUUUUAAUAACUAUACCUAUUUGUAGUUUUCAGAGAAGUUUUUAAUAUUUCUCUGUCCACUUUUUAUAAGCUUUAAAAUGAUUUUCUCUGCCUUGAGAUUUGCAUCAAGAAAAAGCACCUCUUCACCCCAAAUCUUUGAAGACUAGAGACACGCUUUACCUGUUUUAACAAGUGUGUUUGAGUCCACGUUUGGUAGCAUCAGUUGUUGAGUUAAAAAGAAGAUCAGUUAUUGCAUUUCAUCAAGAUGGAUUUUAAAAGAACAUAAUGCUCAAUAUUCAAAGGAUAAUUAACAUUUGCCACCAUAAUGUUCUUUUUUUAUGUGAAAGGAACAGGAACUUGGAGACAUUAACAUGCAAAAGUCUUUUAUCAUUAUUAGCUCAUGUAUUUGACAAAGAGCAGCUGUCUUUUUAUAUGUUUUUUGACAAAUCAUAUUGUAAUUCUUUUGUACAAAAAAGAACUACUUGUAUUCUAGAAGAAAUAUGAAAUGCUUAAUUUAUAAGCGGGCUGGAGAUUUUUUCCAAUAUUGUUUUCUUUGAAAAUGAAAGGGGAUCAUCUAUUUUAGUUUUGGGGUCUGGGAACUUUUUGAAAAUUUAAUUUGUGGACCAAUGUUUUGCAAAAGCUAAGGAAGGGCAGGGGUAAAAUAGGGCUUGAUUUUCUCAUUCUGUGUAGACCAGCAAACUUCCCUCUGCGAGGCCGGUUCAAAUCACAAACCCAAGAGUGUUUGCAUCGUAAAUGCUAGCUUGCUUCGGCCCCUAGUAACCUCAGGACUUGGUUUGAAUAAAAAGGUAGACAGCUGAUAUGUUUUCAUGAGUAAAUAGCGUCAGCCACAGAACAGCUGGUGUCAGGUGAUACGUAUUUUUUUUAAGCUUCGUUUUAUAUUUAUUUUUCAUUUAGUUUUUAUUGGGAAUGGUUUUCAAUAGAACUCUUAGUUCUGCUUAGGUGUUUUUUGGGGGAGCCCUCUUUUCCAUAGUGUAAUUCCAUUUAACAGGUUGUCUAAAAGUUAGUCUUUUUAAUUCAUAGGAAGAUUUUAAUAUCUGAAAGUACUCAAAUUAAGGAUAUAAACUUCCACACCUUCCUGUUAUGACAGAUACAAGCACAGAAAGGACAACCCUUGAAAUCAGUGUAACGUUGGUCAUUUCAAUUUUUUGUUACCUAUUUUAAAAUCUGUUAAUGUAUUUACUUCAUUGUAAAUAUUUUUGAGGGUACCUUUGUAUUUUGCUUUUGACCUUGGUUCUGUGAUUUGGAUGUCAGCGACUUCCCGGAAAAGCACCAGUAUGUUAAGUUCUAAUGUCAUGAUCCCAAUAUGGGUUAUUCAUCUUUAAUCCUGUUUUCAGUCUCUAUGUGUACAGCAGUAUUUUUAAUAAAGAAUUACAGAGAGAAAAUUGUCCUUUUU